AUGCUCAAUUGCCCGGUUUCCAACCGACCAGCUGACCCUACGGUACAUCAAGAUUGGAAUACCGCCAAACUCAUUGGUCUUGACAAUGUGCAACAGGCAGAUGAGGGCGAUAGGGAACACGAUCAGGCUCGCGAAGGUGAUGCACUCCCCAAGACCAAGGGAAGUCGAGUGUGCCUUUCUCGCAAGCGCACCCACAACGACCAAUUGGCUGUUGCCUUGUGUGGGGUUGUACUGGCCCGGGAGACUUUCUACAACGCUGAAAGUGAAUUCCUGUUACAUACCUUUCCGAAUCAAAUGCCUCAGGUAUGUUUCUAUGAUAACGCCUGCAGGCUGGUUGAGCACAUCUACCAUAGUGGUGCACAUCACAAGGCGUUUGCCGACACAGUCAUCCCUGUCAACCCCUUCCAUUUCCGUAGCCACAAGGACAGCGCCAAAUUCUAUGGAUCUUCAACUCAUCAGCAGCUGAGACGACCAAUGUCUGGUACGGAGGGUUUGCCUCAAUGGCUCGAAACAUGA
Molecule: messenger RNA, 516 nt
Organism: Melampsora larici-populina 98AG31
Lineage: Eukaryota; Fungi; Basidiomycota; Pucciniomycetes; Pucciniales; Melampsoraceae
Exons: 3
Coding region: 1-516 (171 amino acids)
Source: RefSeq, a predicted model, not a curated record